This is a messenger RNA of Solea senegalensis (Senegalese sole), 1509 nucleotides long. It is a transcript of the gene rnf182, whose product is annotated as ring finger protein 182. Bases 444 to 1265 code for a protein of 273 amino acids. The transcript has a single exon. The record is from RefSeq and is a predicted model, not a curated record. Lineage: Eukaryota; Metazoa; Chordata; Actinopteri; Pleuronectiformes; Soleidae.
UCACUGAGCAACAAAAGAUGCAGCUCGAAAAUUCCAGCUUUGGUUUGUACAGACUCUGCUUUGUUGUCCUUUCUCGUGUGUUUGUUCUCUUCUGCUGCCGUGUUCACACUUAUCUCUCUCUCUCACGUCUCUCUCUCUCUCACCAUCUCUCCCCCUCCCUCUCUCUCUCUCUCUGUCUCUCUGUCUAUUUCUUUCAAACUCAUGCACAUUCUCUCUUUUUCCUCGUGCGGUCCAUGAAAGGGUUUCUGCCUCAAACGAAGCAGUUCAGAGGCGAGUGAACUCGCUGAGUUGCUCAAAAGCCCUUCGGACCGUCACAAUGAACUCCAGAGCUUUGGUGGACUGGACCGUCGUCUUCACGUCCUUCAGUGCUGACCCUGAACCUAGGUUUUUGGUUUGAACCUUCUGCUGAUCUGGAGCCCCAGUAAAUCCUGGUGAGCUGGACAAUGAUUGAGCAACAAAGUGCAGAAGAUGGCGGCGUUGGUGGCUGUGGACACGUGGACGUCCUGAGCACUGAGGACCUCGAGUGUAAGAUCUGCUACUGGGCGUACAACCUCGGUAGUCGCAAGCCAAAAGUUCUGGAUUGCUGCCACCGCCUGUGCGCCAAAUGCCUUGCAAAGAUCCUCGAUCUGGGUGAGUCACCUCCAAACGCUACGGUGUGCCCGUUCUGCCGCUACAUCACCAGACUCCCAGGAGAGGCGGUGAGCAGUUUGCCGGACGACCGUAACUUGGUGGCGUUGCUGUCCCUCCAAAGCAGGAACCAGAGGAACCUCCACUUCCAGCCAGAGUCCACCAGAGAGCUGCUCCUUAGCCCCAAGCACCUGAGCUCGCUGAUGGGUAGCAACACACCCAUGAUGUCCCCUUCCACUUCCUCUGCCACCACCUACUCCUCCAUCAGGAGCUCCCCUAACUUUGUGGUUAUCACUAUCAUGGAGCCACCUCCGGUGCCGGCCUCAAACCAGGACCUGCGUGUCCUCCACCCGCGCUACCACUCGUCCAGCCUUGACUCCAUAGCGUCCAUCGCGCAGAGGUGGACAGUAUGGACCUGUGCAGCACUUCUGUGCCAGACCUUGGCCCGGGCACUGGUGUGGCUGCUGGGGCUGCUGUACUUCAGCUCUCUGCCCAUGGGGGUUUAUCUGCUCAUCAUGCAGAGAACAACGCUCGGGGUUCUGCUGGUGAGCCUGGUUCCUGCCAGCCUUGUCAUGGUCAUGGUGUAUGGAUUCUGCCAGUGUGUCUUCCAUGAGUUCAGGCACUGUAUUCCGCCAUAGUGGUGGCAGAUGGACGGACAAUGGUUUGCUUUGAACAUGCUUGACAAUAGAUGUCCAGAAUCCACUAAUGGGGCUGUAACAGUGUAACUGUCCACACGGACAUUUACUCCAGUGGCAAAAAAAACAAUCCUUACUGGAUCUCAGCGUGACACAUUUAGUGAGAUUUAUGUGAGGAAUCUAUCUCUAUAUCUUGAGAACAUGUUCACGUCUUUAUCUCACCGUUAGACACACUUUUACAACAGGA